Molecule: messenger RNA, 2139 nt
Organism: Contarinia nasturtii (swede midge)
Lineage: Eukaryota; Metazoa; Arthropoda; Insecta; Diptera; Cecidomyiidae
Exons: 2
Coding region: 127-1179 (350 amino acids)
Molecular function (GO): protein binding
Source: RefSeq, a predicted model, not a curated record
UUAUAUGCUCAAGUUUACCGAUUUAUCGUUUACAUUGUUUUUCAACGAACUAUUAUGAAACUAGGUAAACAAAGAUUUUUGUAAUAUUUUCUAAAAUACUAUCUUAAGGAAAUUCUAGCGAAAAAAAUGGAAUAUGAGAAAGUUAAAAAUAAAUCGGGCAAAUAUUCAUUCAAAUCAAAUGAUGUGAUUGAAAAUGUGACAAUGUUAAUCGAAAAAAACGCAAAAGAAAUAGAAAAUGCAAGCAGCAUAUUAGAGACAACGAAAAUUACGGAUUUAAAUACUGACUGCAUGGAAACUAUUUUUGAGUAUUUGGAAUUUAACGACUUGUUAAAUCUUGCUGAAAGCAGCAAACAAUUUUAUACUGCAGUAUGUGAGGUCUACAAAAGGAAUUUUGCCAGCCAAACACUGACAAACGAUGAUAGGAAAAGUUCUUCAAAAUAUGAUGAGGAGAAAAUGAUAUUAAUCAAAACAAAUCCAUUGAAAGUCUUACGCAAUUUUGGACACGUAAUUAAGAAUUUCGAAGUCGAUUUUCGGUGGUUAAAUGCAAAGCUUUGCGCUGAAAUCGAAAAUUAUUUGGUGAUAUAUUGCUCUGAUUCAUUACAACGAUUAUGUGUAUUCCCUGAUAGAUCGGAAACUACUUUCAAAGAUUUACAAAAACCAUUGGAAAAAGUAACAUAUUUGAAAAUAAUAAUUACAUUAGAUCAAAACAUAAAUCACAUACAAUUUCUUAAUGAAAGCAAUCUACCAAAUGUCAACAAAAUAGAGAUAUAUUCUUACAAAUUUAACACUUUUGGAGAGAGUUCGAAAAAAAUUCAUUUUGAAAAUAUUGAAUAUUUCAAGUAUUAUGGUAUGCGAUCUAGUAAAUAUCCAUUUUCAUUUGGAAAUCUUAAGCAUCUUAGGAUUAGGGGUAGUUGUCAAGUAAAGGAUGCAUUAUGCGAAUUUAUUGGUAACGUUAAAGAUUUGAAGACAUUGAAGCUUAAUGAAGGUUGUGUGGAUGCGGAUUCGUUGUGUAAAAUAUUAGAGCUACAAAAUGUCUUAUCAAAUCUUGAGGAAAUACAAAUCGAAUGCUUAUUCGUUCUAAAGUUUUCUCCUGGCGAUGUUCUUCGCUUUCUGAAACAUCUCAAAUUACUUAGGAACAAACGACUCCAUGGGAACAAUAUCAUCAAAUUUGGGUGUUGAAUGGAAUAUUUACACAAGAGACAUUGAAUUUGGUAUUUUUAAAUUUAUUGCCUAUGUUUUUGAAAGAAUAAUUGAAAGUUGAUUUUAAUUGAAAUAAUACUGUUUGACCAUUCAAUAUCGGUUGGAAUAUAUUUCGAUGCAAAGAAAACGAAGUAAAUAACGGAGAAAAAACACGACAGAUUUCACUCCGUUACAGGUCAAGAAAAUAAAUUCAUUUUGUAUUUACUAUUCAGUGUGUAUGGUCCUUCCAUAAUUCCGAGAAUAAUUUGAUACUUUCAUUUUUAAUUCAUUGAAAUUAAUUUUUUUUAAGUGAAUCAAUUUUAUCCAUGUUUCAAAUACUUCAAAAUGCAAGGCAAACCAAUUUGCCCAGAGAAUGAAUGACAUUUUAUUUAGAAAGAAAAAAGUUUAUAGUAUUUGACAUAAGAGUUUUGGUUUUUUUGCAUAUAAAAUAUCUGAAAAAUUUAAAGGUUUUGAGCUUGUUAAGAAAAAGAUGAGACUUUUUGAUGUAUUCUUUAUUUUUUUAAUCUUUUAUUUAUAUAAAGUUUACACACUCGAGAUGUUGAAUUUAAAGCAAACCCGAGCGACUCUUGAAAUGCUCACCUUUUUUCAUAUCCGCUUAAAUUAAUGAGAUGAUUUUUUUAAUUUUAAUGAUGAAUUUUGUUUGUUUGUUUGCAUCCAUUCAGUCAAAUAUUAAACUGUUUUCAUGUGAAAAACAUACAAUAGUUGAAUAAAACCAAUAAUUUAGCACAAAAAUUAUACUACGCGAAUAAAUUCUACUUUAAUAAAGAAAUGCGAAAGGAGAAAAUUGUCGAAAUAAUAGUUUUUUUUUUUCAUGGAUUCAUCAAAUGUAACAUUCAGAGAGUGGAAAACGCUGCCGCUAUAGUAAUACUAUAUCAACAAUGCCUAUAAAUAGUUACUAUUUGUACACAUUUCGAUUGUGUGAUCACAAUAAUUUUUGCG